This is a messenger RNA of Caenorhabditis angaria, 615 nucleotides long. Lineage: Eukaryota; Metazoa; Nematoda; Chromadorea; Rhabditida; Rhabditidae. The record is from the annotation of a GenBank genome assembly.
AUGAGCAGCAGAUUCCUAUCAUUCCUCAUUCUCGCAAUUAUUUUUGUUGUUGCGAAUUGCAACACAACAAUUGCUCCACAUCGAAAUCCAGUCACAUCGGGAGGAAGCUCGAAUAAAAUCGGUGAUAUUAUUCAUGGCGUUCAGAAUUUUUUCACUUUUUUAUGCACUCGAUGUCAACAGAUAAUUGUGUUGGUUGAUGAUGCGAUUGACAAUCAAACACUCAAAAAAGAUGCGAAUAAAAUCUGCGAAGCAACACUUUCAUUCAAUGAGGUUAUUCAGAAAGUCUGCAAAAGUUUGGGUUAGUUUUUUUCAUUUCCACCGCCUAAAAAUAUGACGUGCGCUCUAUCUGUGCACUUUUCAAAAUAUGAUAAAAAUGUAAAUACCUCCACAUUUUUAGUCGAAGACAUCCUUGGUGAAAUCUACAAACAACUUCAACGCUUCAAACCCGAUUCCACAAUUUGUGCUCAUAUUCAUCUUUGCGAUUCUUGCGGAAAUGUGACAAUUCCUCGAAAUUCCCAAUUAUUUUUGGACCCAGAAAAUCAAGACGCCGCUGGCAAAGUUAUCAAAAAUAUUGCCAAACUUCAACACGUCAUUUUUGAUUUGUCUGGAAACUAA